CAACGUAACAUUGAGGGUAGCUUGUUAAAGUUUCACACUCCAUAACCGCGACAGCGAGUUCUGUGUUUUAUACGGUUAGUUGCACUCAAAUCUUGAAAUCGAUGCAUUUUUUAUAUUGUACGUCUAAAAUGUUUUUUCUUAUAUCAAAAUAACUGUAGUACUUGUAACUUGUUCCACAUUCCCGACAAGUGCAUAAUGAUCUGAGAUAAUUUCCGUUCUCACUAAACAACAAAAUGAUUGCUGUGUUAAGUAUAAAUAAAGUUACUAAGUGAAGAAGAAACGAUCGACUUUUUAUCACUCUUUAUUUGGAAACCAAAAAAAGCUCAGGAGACUAUUGAGUUAGAUGAAUUUAAGUGUUGACUAUGUUGUCAGUAAUAAUUAAAAUAAGCAACAUAAGGUUUACUAUAAGGGUGGAGCUUAAGCAUGCGGGUGUGGCCUAUUUACUGACUACCCUUUAUUGAUUGAAGAGGGGGAGUAGAAGAAGAGUUUACUACUAAAAUCCAGCUAAGAGGUCUCUCUAAAGAUGUGAGAACUAAGUUGUGACCCUAGCUCGUCAGUUAACGGAUCAAAUUUUUUUUUUCAUUGUGGGCACUUGCCGUAUAUUUUUGUUUGUUAACAAAUGAUAACAUCAAUUAGGAGCUUAUAUUCAAUAAAUUAUAAAUUUUUGUCAGUAAAAUAAACAAUACAUCAAUAGUUAAGAAAGUGAUGGCUCCCAUGAUUGAACAAUGUGGUCGUAACAUGUAUAAGAGUGCAUUACACAGUGAUCCUUAUACCACGGUUUUGAAACGCAAGCAAGCUGCUCGAAGACUUGAACUGCCGUUUGUUGGAGACCGCUGUUACAUUGUCGAUUCUUUGAAUUUAAGUGACACUUAUGAGCAGCACUCAAAUAAACAUAAAAAAAAUAUAAAAAACUAUAAUAAUAUAAAUGCGCAAAAUUACAAUUGCAAAAUUAACCAAAGCAGUAUCAAUUACAACGACUACGAAAAUCAAAUUGAUUGUCACAAUUGUGAAGUAUUUCCUGAGUCUUUGGGUGGCAUAAUGAAAGAAAAAAGUAAGAAUGCGGCACGAUCACGUCGAGAGAAAGAGAACACCGAAUUUCAAGAACUCGCCAAAUUACUUCCACUUCCAGCUGCGACAACGUCACAAUUGGAUAAAGCGAGUGUGAUCAGAUUAACGACAAGUUACUUAAAGAUGAGAGCUGUUUUUCCAAACGGCUUAGGAAAUGAAUGGGGCGCUUCGACGACAAUAAAUGAUUCACGUGAUGGAGUGAUCAAAGAAUUAGGCUCUUAUCUAUUGCAGACACUUGAUGGAUUUAUAUUUGUUGUGGCACCUGACGGAAAAAUUAUGUAUAUUAGUGAGACGGCAAGUGUACACUUAGGACUUUCACAAGUUGAAUUAACCGGGAACAGCAUUUUCGAGUAUAUCCACCCAGUUGAUCAUAAUGAGAUGCUUGAUGUCUUGAAUUCACCACUUCCAAUAUCAAACCGAUCAUUUUUAUCACCCAAUGCUCAUGGUAAUAUUGAAAUAGAACGAGCAUUCUUUAUUAGAAUGAAAUGUGUGCUAGCUAAGAGAAAUGCAGGACUUGUCACUUCAGGCUGGAAGGUUAUUCAUUGUUCUGGUUACCUCAAAGUACAGAUUCGUGGAGCACCUUAUGAAGAGUGCCAAAUAAUAGGCCUUGUAGCAGUUGGAAAUUCUCUUCCACCGAGUGCAAUCACGGAAAUAAAGCUGUAUCAUAAUAUGUUUAUGUUUCGUGCAUCUUUAGAUCUCAAACUUAUAUUCCUCGAUGUAAGUGUUAAAGAACUCACUGGAUAUGAUCCUCAAGACCUAAUUGAAAAAACAUUAUAUCAUUACGUUCAUGGUUGCGAUAUUUUGCAUUUACGAGAAUCACAUCAAAUAUUAUUGAUGAAAACACAAGUUACUACCAAAUAUUAUCGCUUUUUAACUAAAUGUGGAGGAUGGGUUUGGAUGCAGUCGUAUGUGACAAUUGUUAAUAAUUCAAGAAGUUCUCGACCCCAGUGUAUUGUAUCAGUAAACUACGUUAUAUCAGAUAAGGAAGCAUCGCAUUUGAUUCUAAAUUCAGAUCAAAAAAUGAAUAAUGUUCCUGAAAAUCAACUGAAGGUUCCGAAGUCUUCUAAUAAUUCUCUUUCUUGUGAAACGAAUGAACACUGUAGUCCAAGUUCCUCCUAUUCAUCUCAAACAAAUGACCUUCAAGAUGACUACGUUGAUACAACUUAUUCGACUUCUCCGGAUUAUAUGCUUACAGCUCAUAUUAAUCCUCCUCAGUAUCAAUUAUCUACUUAUACACCACCAAUAUUAUCAGUUGCUACCCCAUCAAGCGUCAAUAUUCAUGAAGACUCAUCGACUUACUGUCCUCUAGAUCUUUUUUAUCAAUAUGUUGGAGUAACUCCUGAUUCAUUGUCGUCAACAUCUAUGCAGCAGCAACAUUUGUUACUUCAUGCUAAUAAUAUUCAGUUUUCUCAACAAAACAAAUCAGAGAUUCAGCAGAAAAAAUCAUCAUUCUCUUGUCUAUCAAAUUCAUGCGCUAGUUACAAUAACUCUGAAUCUCAUCCAUCAAACUCAACAACAAAUCAUUCGGCUAUACCAUCGUAUUCAGUAAUUCAUCACCAUCACCCACAAACCACACCUCAUAAUCAACAUCAUCAUGAUCGACGGAAUCAACCUCAUUCUCAUCACCAACAACAAGAACUAGAUUCUACUCAGCAUUCUCAUCAUCGGCAACAACAAACUUUACAAAACGAAUCUACAAGAAAUUAUGAUGAAACUGGAUGUGAUUCUUUUCAAAACUGUGCCUUCAGUAAUAGUCCCUUGUUUGGUAACGGAACGGUUUCAACUAUGAAUCAUGAAAAUUUUCCAUCUGUAACUACUAACCAUCAUAUUCACGAUUUAUCAAGUCCAAUUUAUACAAGUGUUAUUGUUGACUCACAUCAACACAUCCCUAAUAAUGGCCCGAAUGUAACAAGUAUAAAUGAACAUCAACGAAUAACACAAACGAAACGUAAAACGCCUCCAAUCACAAACUUAUCUACUACGUUAGAAGCAUCACCUCCAAACCCAGUCAUUACCUCAACAGUAUCGACGUCACCAUCAGCAUCGGAGGCUGAAUCAAGAUCACCAAUAUUGCCUGCUACAAUGAUAAAGUCACUAAAUUCUCCUACAAAUGUUGCGAAAAGUAAACAGCCAGCUGAAUUAAUUAACAAAUCGUUCGACCCGGAAAAUAAAAAUGAAUUCCCCAUUUUAAAUAAAUGUGAUGAAAAAACGAAUAAUGUACAUGAUCGAUCGAAUUUGACUAAAUAUUCAUUUAUAACAGGAUUUUCUAGAUCAUAAAAAUUUUGUAAUCAUUUAGACGAUACAAAACGCUCAUGCUGGUUUUGAGUACAAAAUUGCAACUUAUUUAUGAUUCUAUUUGUUUUUAUUAAAGUAUGGUUCUAAGAAAGACAGACAAUAUUGAUAAAUAUUUUAUAGACUGGUGUAUUUAAUGUAGAAGAUAGAAAAGAGAAAGCUUGUUUCUCAUCAAUAGAUUUAAAAUUAUAUACUCUCACGUAUUAUAAAUUAAUAAAUUAUACUGGACAGAA
Microplitis demolitor is the source of this 3593-nucleotide messenger RNA. RefSeq names its product single-minded homolog 2 (gene sim). Gene Ontology annotation, biological process: regulation of transcription by RNA polymerase II. Bases 706 to 3345 code for a protein of 879 amino acids. The transcript has 9 exons. NCBI's taxonomy places the organism in Eukaryota, Metazoa, Arthropoda, Insecta, Hymenoptera, Braconidae. Gene Ontology annotation, molecular function: protein dimerization activity; RNA polymerase II transcription regulatory region sequence-specific DNA binding; DNA-binding transcription factor activity, RNA polymerase II-specific. The record is from RefSeq and is a predicted model, not a curated record.